UCCGGGCACUACCCGGGAAUCAUAGAGAGGUGAGGGGCGGUUUCCGGCCGCGGACUUCCGGAAGAUCCCCAGGCGGAGGCCGCGCUGGAAUACAAUGGAAGAGGAACAGCUUCUCACGUAUUACUUGCUUUUAUUUUGCGGAAAGUAGAAAGUUGUCUAAUGCCUGAUUUCUGAUAAUCAAGAAGAACAAGAAUUUGAAAUCAAGAUGAGAACCAACAAAGUUUACAAGCUUGUCAUACAUAAAAAAGGCUUCGGAAGCAGCGAUGAUGAACUUAUGGUGAACCCUAAAGUAUUUCUUCAGAUCAAGUUGGGAGAUAUAGUGGAAAUAGCACACCCCAAUGAUGAAUACAGUCCUCUCCUCCUGCAAGUGAAGUCGCUCAAGGAAGACUUACAGAAAGAAACCAUCAGUGUUGAUCAGACUGUUGCUCAGGUGUUUCGACUGAGGCCCUACCAGGAUGUCCACGUCAACGUUGUUGACCCCAAGGAUGUGACUCUGGAUUUAGUGGAGCUGACAUUCAAGGACCAGUACAUCGGACGCGGGGAUAUGUGGCGCCUUAAGAAAAGCUUGGUUGGCACGUGUGCUUACAUCACUCAGAAAGUUGAAUACGCGGGUAUUCGGGCUCAGGCAGGUGAACUGUGGGUCAAAAGUGAGAAAGUCACCUGUGGCUACAUCAGCGAGGAUACUCGGGUGGUGUUCCGCUCGACUUCCGCCAUGGUUUACAUCUUCAUCCAGAUGAGCUGUGAAAUGUGGGACUUCGACAUCUACGGAGACCUUUACUUCGAGAAGGCCGUGAACGGCUUCCUAGCUGACCUUUUCACCAAGUGGAAGGAGAAGAACUGUAGCCACGAAGUGACGGUGGUUCUCUUCUCUCGGACCUUCUACAGCGCCAAGUCAUUAAAUGAAUUUCCAGAAUUGCAUCGUUGCUCAGUGCAACAGGACCACGAAGGGCACUUCUACGAAGACUUUUACAAGGUUGUGGUUCAGAAUGAACGGCGAGAGGAGUGGACUUCUCUGCUUGUGACUAUUAAGAAGCUCUUCAUCCAGUACGCGGUUCUGGUGCGCCUGGAGAAGGCAGAGAAUUUCCCACCAGGAUACAACUCCACCUCUGCUCAAGGAAAUUAUUUGGAGGCCAUAAACCUCUCGUUCAAUGUGUUUGACAAACAUUAUAUCAACCGAAAUUUCGACCGGACAGGGCAGAUGUCUGUGGUCAUCACGCCAGGGGUGGGUGUCUUUGAAGUGGACCGGCUUCUCAUGAUCUUGACCAAGCAACGGAUGAUAGACAAUGGGAUCGGGGUGGAUCUGGUGUGCAUGGGGGAGCAGCCCCUCCACGCAGUGCCGCUCUUCAAGCUACACAAUCGCUGCAGUUCUGGGGAUCCUCGCUUGGGAGACGAUUACAACAUACCCCACUGGAUCAACCACAGUUUCUACACUUCCAAAAGUCAACUUCAGUGCAACAGCUUCACCCCAAGAAUCAAACUGGCAGCUCGGAAGCCGCAGAGUGAAAAAGCCAAAAGUAGCAGGGAAUCUUCCUUGGGAGCUCCUAAGGAGACGGAGAAUGCUCUUCCCAUUCAAGUGGACUACGACGCCUACGAUGCCCAGGUGUUCCACCUGCCCGGCCCCUCCAGGGCCCUGCGUUGCACCACCUUCAGCAGGCCUCUACGGGAGAGAGAGAGCCGGCCCUGGAAGACCUCCAGCUCCUACGAUGCCUCCUCCAGCCCCUCCAUGCAGAGUCGGCCCCUGCCCCCCGAAGAGGUUCGGAGCCAGGCUUCGGAUGACAGCUCUCUGGGGAGAAUCUCAGACAUCCUCGUGAUCCCACGGCCCCACCUGCACCUGCAGUACGAAGUCAGCAGCUCUUUGGGCUACACCAGCAGCCGAGAUCACCUUGAGAACAUGUUGGAGUCUCAGCAGCGAGACUCGAGCGCCCCUGGAAGAUUUCACGUGGGGAGUGCCGAGUCCCGGCUGCACAUCCGCUCUGCCGGGGGAGGAUACACACCACAGCGGGCGCUGAUCAACCCUUUCGCCCCUUCCCGGAUGCCCAUGAAACUCACGUCCAACAGGAGGCGCUGGAUGCACACGUUUCCCGUGGGUCCUUCUGGAGAAGCCAUCCAGAUCCACCACCUGACCCGUCAGAACAUGGCCGAAAUGCAGGGCAGUGGGCAGCGGGACUGGACUCACUCCUCCGCGGAGCUGUUGGAACUUGCUUAUCACGAGGCGGCUGGCAGGCAUGGCCUCUCUAGGCAGUCGGAGGACAGCACUUCCUGCCUGAGCUUCAGGGACAUGAAGGAUUAUCCAAACCAGCUGGCGGGCAGCCAAGGUCCAGCAAAGGCAGGAAUGAAUGCCCACCCACCCAACAAGGACCUGCUGGAUGGCUCACCAGAUCCAAUGCCAGGCUUCUGUUGUACUGUUGGGGUGGACUGGAAGUCUCUCACCACUCCAGCCUGUCUUCCUCUGACCACGGAUUACUUCCCGGACCGCCAGAGCCUGCGGAACGACUACACCGAGGGCUGCUACGAUCUCCUCCCUGAAGCGGACCUGGAGAGGAGGGACGAGGAAGGCCUGCUGAUGACCGCCCAGCAGGUCUUUGAGGAAUUCAUCUGCCAGCGCCUCAUGCAGGGCUACCAACUCAUUGUGCAGAGCAAGCCCCAGAAGCCAGCAGCGGUCCAGCCUCCCCUUAGCAGCAGCCCCCUCUACAGCAGAGGUCUUGUGUCACGCAAUCGACCCGAGGAGGAUGACCAGUACUGGCUGAGCAUGGGCCGGACCUUCCAUAAAGUGACCCUGAAGGACAAAAUCAUCACGGUCACCCGGUACCUGCCCAAGUACCCGUAUGAAUCUGCCCAGAUCAACUACACUUACAGUCUGUGUCCUUCCCACUCAAACUCAGAGUUUGUCUCUUGCUGGGUGCAGUUCUCCCACGAGAGGUUAGAGGAAUAUAAGUGGAAUUAUCUGGAUCAGUACAUCUGUUCGGCUGGUUCGGAAGAUUUCAGCCUGAUUGAGUCGCUCAAAUUCUGGCGGACGCGUUUCCUGCUCUUGCCGGCCUGCAUCAGCACCACCAAGCGCAUCAUGGAAGGCGAAGCCCACUGUGAUAUCUAUGGCGGCAAGGCUCGCUCCGACGAAGAGGAGUGGCAGCUCUUGGACGGCUUCAUUCGCUUCGUGGAAGGGCUGAACCGCAUCCGCAGGCGGCACCGUUCGGACCGGAUCAUCCGGAAAGGGCCUGCAGUGAAGGGCCUGCAGAUCACCAGCCCCCUUCCUGCCCCCUCUCUGGAACCUCCAGGGCCACCUCCGCUGGCCAAGAAGGGGACCUCCGCGCUCUCGGCUCUCUUAGAGAUGGAGGCCAGCCAAAGGAUAUUAGGGGAACAACAAGCCGCAGUACUUGCUGGGAAGACCUCUAUCCAGCCAGCAGAGACUGGCAGCAUCGCCAUGACCCCCACCUACAUGGACAGUCCACGGAAGGAUGGGACCUUCUUUAUGGAGUUCGUUCGAAGCCCCCGCGCAGCGCCUCUCUUCCACACACAGGUCUCUGUCGAUCAGUCUGUCCCAGGAAUCCUGGAAGGCGGCGCUGCUGUCAACACCGCCCAGCCUGUAGACCGUAGCAGUGUUCAAGCCAGCUCUCUCCACGGAGGGGACCAGAUCUCGGCCACCUCUGGUCCUGUGGAAAACAGCUCCCAGCCACCCUCCGCCAGUUCCCUGACAUCUUCAUCUACUUUGUUGGAAAUCCUUGAAGCAAUGAAGCAUCCCACCACAGGGAUCCAGCUGCUGUCUGAGCAGAAGGGCCUCUCCCCAUCGUGCUUCAUCAGUGCAGAAGUCGUGCACUGGCUGGUGAACAUGGUGGAAGGGGUACAGACGCAGGCCAUGGCCGUCGACCUCAUGCAGAAAAUGCUGGAGGAGCAGCUGAUAACCCACGCUUCCGGGGAGGCACUCCGCACCUUCAUUUAUGGGUUUUAUUUCUACAAGAUAGUGGACGACAAGGAGCAAGAGCGAGGGGGCAUUCAGCAGCCGGCCCUGUGGCACACGGCAGCCAAAGACGAGUUCUCCGCCUUCCAGCGGAAGUGGUUUGAGGUGGCUUUUGUGGCAGAGGAGCUCCUUCAUUCUGACAUCCCGGCCUUCCUCCUGCCGUGGCUGCCCAGCCGCCCGGCCUCCUACGCCAGCAGGCACAGCUCCUUCAGCCGCAGCUUUGGAGGGCGGAGCCAGGCGGCAGCGUUACUGGCUGCCACAGUGCCAGAACAGCGGACGGUGACCCUGGAUGUGGACAUAAACAACCGCACGGACCGGCUGGAGUGGUGCAGCUGUUACUACCAUGGCAACUUCUCCCUCAAUGCUGCCUUCGAGGUCAAGCUGCACUGGAUGGCGGUGACGGCGGCUGUUCUCUUUGAGAUGGUCCAAGGUUGGCAUCGCAAAGCCACUUCCUGUGGGUUCCUGCUGGUCCCCGUCCUGGAGGGGCCAUUUGCGCCGCCCAGUUACUUGUACGGAGACCCCCUUCGAGCCCAGCUUUUCAUCCCGCUCAGCACCAGCUGUCUGCUGAAAGAGAGCAACGAGCACCUCUUUGAUGGCUUUGAGCCAGAGACCUAUUGGGACCGGAUGCACCUUCUGCAGGAGGCCAUCGCACACAGGUUCGGAUUCGUACAGGAUAAAUACUCAGCCUCUGCCUUCAACUUCCCUGCAGAGAACAAGCCCCAGUAUAUCCACGUUACAGGCACGGUCUUCCUCCAGCUGCCGUACUCCAAGCGGAAGUUCUCCGGCCAGCAGCGCCGCCGACGCAACUCCACUAGCUCCGCCAACCAGAAUGUCUUCUGCGAGGAGCGCAUCGGCUACAACUGGGCCUACAACACCAUGCUGACCAAGACCUGGCGAUCCAGUGCCACGGGCGACGAGAAGUUUGCCGACCGGCUGCUGAAAGACUUCACGGACUUCUGCUGCAACAAGGACGGUCGGCUCGCCUCCUUCUGGACUGGCUGCCUGGAGAAGAUGCACGCCAGCGCGCCCUGAGAACCGGCUUCUGCAGGCCGGGCAAAGCCAAAUUCAGCCGGGAGCAGCCAAAGCCCCGUGGCAGGCUUGGCAUCUGAGCGAGCCGCCAGGGCCUGCAAGGGUCAGGCUGAGAGGAAAGAAGAUUUGAGGAACCAAGAAAUAGCGGACAGACGUUUGUACUGGGAGGCUUCCGGCCUGCUCCUGGGUGGCAGAUGCUACAUAGAUAUAAAUAUGUAAAUAUAUAUACAGUAUAAAUAUAGAAUUUACAAUUUAAUCAAUAGGAAAGGACAUCCUUUCCCUCCCAUUCCUUGAAUUUGAUAAGCCUGCAGCCCGUUUCAAAGGUGGGUAAUUAGGAAAAGAGCAAAAAUGGCCGAAAAGAUCCUGGUGGAAAAGGAGAUUUUAGAGUUGCUGGGUGCGAACAAGCCAGAAAUGCAGAGCGAGGCGGAGUCUU
Molecule: messenger RNA, 5414 nt
Organism: Pseudonaja textilis
Lineage: Eukaryota; Metazoa; Chordata; Lepidosauria; Squamata; Elapidae
Gene: DEPDC5
Product: DEP domain containing 5, GATOR1 subcomplex subunit
Biological process (GO): cellular response to amino acid starvation; intracellular signal transduction; positive regulation of autophagy
Cellular component (GO): lysosomal membrane; GATOR1 complex
Molecular function (GO): GTPase activator activity
Source: RefSeq, a predicted model, not a curated record